Chondrus crispus (carragheen) is the source of this 243-nucleotide messenger RNA. RefSeq lists its product as hypothetical. The coding region runs from base 1 to 159 and encodes 52 amino acids. Lineage: Eukaryota; Rhodophyta; Florideophyceae; Gigartinales; Gigartinaceae. The record is from RefSeq and is a predicted model, not a curated record. The transcript has 2 exons.
AUGUGCACUGCGGUUAUCGCUUUGAAGAUUUCUUGUUUGGGAGAAGACCGCAACUAUGUGGCUACCAAGCUAAAUGCUACGAGUUUCUUGCCCUCGAGGCCUGCAGAAUUCAAAAAAUGGACGUCUACUUCGACGUCAAAAACUGUCAUAACAGGCUAAAUAUGGUUUAUCGCUCUGCAUAUAGUAGGCCCCUUCGGAUGAUAUGAUCUAAAAUGUCAAUAAAACUGAAGUUCAAGCACUGCU